Molecule: messenger RNA, 3838 nt
Organism: Teleopsis dalmanni
Lineage: Eukaryota; Metazoa; Arthropoda; Insecta; Diptera; Diopsidae
Product: tetratricopeptide repeat protein 37
Exons: 18
Coding region: 55-3783 (1242 amino acids)
Cellular component (GO): Ski complex
Molecular function (GO): protein binding
Source: RefSeq, a predicted model, not a curated record
AUUUUUAUGUAUUUUUUUUGCUAAAACAAUUACAUUAAAUAUACAUUUUUAAAUAUGAGUGAUUCUGAUAGAAAAAAGGAUUUAGUAACAAUUCAUGGACUGAUUAAAGAAAAAAAAUUAACGGAAGCAAUCGAGAAAUGCAAUAUAUAUCUAAAGGAACAUCCAAACAGCUACCAAUGUCAUAUGUUAAUAGGUGCCGCUUAUACAAAUAAUAACAAUAAGAUUGAGGCUGCAAAGCAUUUACGAGAUGCGUUAGAACUAUGUAAAGGAUCACCAAUAUCAGUUUUACGGGGUUUAAUUGGUUGUGUGUCCACAGAGGAGCUACCGGAUGUGUAUAAACAACUACUGCCAUUAGAGAGUGAAGAUAAAUAUUACUGUGAAAGUAUUGAAAGAAUAUCCAUUCAUUCACAAAAUCCACAAGUUUUCUUGGAUUUCUUUGAACUUAUGAAGCAGCAAGCAGAGACCAAUAUUAAUGAUAAUCGAAAAAAUGUUGUAAUGAAAAGUCUGUGUGGUAUGUGCGUUAGCGGAGUGAGAAUAUCGGAUGUGGACGACCAAUCGCUUAAAAGUACUUUUGAACUUUUGAUUGAAUAUUACAAAGAUCAGGAGAAACAUAGUGAAAUACAUGUACAUAAGCUUUACCUUAGAACGUAUAAAAAGUAUAUAAAAUUGCUGUAUAAACUUCAAGAUUAUAAAAAUUGCCUAAAACAUGCCAGUCUAAUAGUGCAACAGAAUGCAGAAGAUGAGUAUGCGUACGAAUGGAUUUGUAAGAUAUAUUCAGAGUACUACAAAGAUGAUGUGUUCAAAGAUUGGCAAAAUGAACUUGAAUAUCCAAUUGAACAUUACAGUGAAAAACUAGUCCAACUGAACGAAAAAUCAAGUUUAGGACUCUUGGUAAAAUCAAUUAUAUUUUAUAAUCAGCAACAAUACGUGCCUUGUCGUGAUUUGCUAAACAAAGUAAAAACUUUGGUUCCAGAUAAUAUAGUUGCUAUAGAUCUACUUGCAAUCACAAAUAUGGUUUUAGGAGCAUUUGAAAUAGCAAUGAAUUUGUGGCAUGAAAUCCAUAAUAACAAAAUGUAUGCUAUAUGUGCAUCAUACACUGCGGAUAGAGAACUGAACAAGAGUGCCAUUAAACUUUUGCAAACUUUGGAGCAAUCUAUAGACGUUGUUGAAGCACUAGCCAGGUGUUAUUUUUCACUGAAAGACUUCGAUGCACUGAAAAGGCUAAAAUUAAGUGAUAUAGCGAAAACGGAGUACUUACUCGAGCCAGUUGAAGCAAUUGAAUUGAUUGAGCAUUCUGAAGAUUCAGAUUCAUUUUCUCGUUUCUUUUUGUUGGGUAAACUCUAUUUUAAAAUAUCUAACUAUUCCUCAUCGCUUACAUGGACUUUAAAGGCUACAAGAAUACAAUCCUAUCGAGCGGAAUGCUUUCUAUAUUUGGGUAAAUGUUAUUUUAUGUCAAACGAUAUUGAGCGCGCACGUAAGUGCCUUGAGAAAUGCCUUAAUCUGAAUCCAGUCUGCGAAGAAGCCGUAAACCAUCUAAGCAUAAUUUACCAGCAGCUAGGGGAAGAUGAUAUUAACGUCAGUUUGCUUCAAACAACUUUAAAGCACAUGCAACCCGAGAAAUCAGAACGUGUGCAAUAUAACCUUGGCCUACACUACCUUAAAGUAUACAAAUUUGAUAAUGCCAUACAAGCAUUCCGGACCUCAAUUAAGUAUAAUGUAAACCAUGUUGUUUAUUGGGAGUCUUUAGGUGAUGCAUAUGCUCAACGCGGUUCUUAUAAUUCGGCAAUUCGGGUUUUUCAAAAAAUUUUGGAAUUGGACGCUGAUAAUGUAUACGCAAAACUGCAAAUCGCGCUAGUUAAAACGACAAUCCGUAUGUAUACUGAAGCUAUUACAGACUUCGAUAAUUUACUGCACUCACAUCCGAACUACUUGCCAGCUCUUAAAGGUGCUGCUGAUGCUCACAUUGGUUUAGCUAAUAAUUUGAAAUUAGAACACCGAUAUGGAAGAUGUAAGGAACAUUUGCAAUUGGCUGUUAAUCAUCUACAAAGAGUAUUCUGUUUGAAUGACUACAAAAAUAUGAUGUGGAUUUGGCGUUUGACGGCUAAUGUCUUUGUUAAAGUCGCAAGGAUGCCAACAUCUAUGGCUAAUUUGAAAGUUUCAGGAAAAUUGGCUAAUCGUGAAGAAGAUAUUAUAUGUUUAGAUCGAAGAGACCUAUUUAGUCUGGCUACCAGAUUUUACACUUGUGCUUUAGCCCAAAAAGAGAACACUUACCUCUGGUAUGAGUUUGCUUUAUGUUCCUACUACAGCGCGCAGUAUAUGCCAGAUGAUGCAGAACAACAUUUGAAUUUAGCGAUAAAUGCCUGCAAAAUGGCUAUCCAAAAACAAAGCAAUUUUUGGGAAAAUUGGAAUUUAUUGGGAGUAAUUUAUAUGCAGCCUACGGUAAAAAAUUUGGCACUAUCCCAACAUUGUUUUAUACAAGCACUUAACUUUGAACGAAAAUCCUACACAGCUUGGACGAACCUUGGUGUACUCUAUCUAUCAUUAAUGGAAAUAAAACUGGCUAAUUUGGCUUUUCAACGAGCACAACAAUCAAAUCCGGUUUUCCAAAACGCCUGGAUAGGUCAAGCACUUAUCGCGGAAAUAUUAGGAGAAGACGAAGAAUCCAUGGACAUUUUCCGUCAUUGCCAGCAACUCGGCUAUAAUUCUGAAGCUUGUUUAGGGUACGCCAAUUGGGUAUGUUCCACAUUGACUAAUAAAGAAAAGCUUUCUGAUCCUUAUUACCAACAUGCACUAAAAACUAUGCAUGCCGAUAUUGUAGCUUUGGACGGUAUAAAUUGGUACUCCGUAUAUGAAGAGAAUAAUGCUUCUGCUGCUGGAUUAUCAUUCUAUGGAUUUUUAUUGGAGCGGCAUAAUCUUUAUCGUGCCGCAAGUAAAGCGUAUUUAAAGGCAGCUGAAAGAGCACAAUCAAAAUCGCAAAGUGAUUCAAUGUAUACAAACUUGGGUUUUUUGUAUAUAAAAAUGAAUGAUCCUCAAGAAGCUGUUAAAGCCUUAAAUAUGGUUUCAACAAAAAAACUAAAAACGAUGCUUGGCUUGUGUUUGGCUUAUCAUCGCGCGGGAAAUAGUUCUGAGGCAUAUGAACUAUAUGGCAGAGUUUUAGAAAAAUUUGCAGACAUCAAUAAAGAGAAUGUUGCAGGAAUCUUACUUGCCAUGACAUCAUUAAUAUAUCCGCAAGGUCCGGAAGACACGAGACAAAUUCUUUUUCAAUGCUUGCUAGAUGAACACCGUCCAGUAACAGCAUUAUAUGCUGCAUGCGCUAUGGGUAUUCUUCAUGGAGACUUUGCACUAGGGAAAUCUAUAGCGGAGGAGUUAUCUCAGUAUCGAGAUUCCCCCAAACAUUGUGCUGAUAUUGCCUAUUUAAUGGCAUAUUAUAUGCUUAGUAGAAAUGAACCUCAUAAAGCUCUGCGUUAUCUUUUGCAACGCCUGCAUGUGAAUCCUCAUCUUGCGGACUUACGAAAAGUGAUUGCCAAUUUUAUUUUAGACAACAUUCAUAGAUUAACAUAUCCACCAAAUUGCAUUAGUCAAAUUUCAUUGGGUGCCCUACAAUUAUUGCACUACACUGACAUAUCCAAGAGCAAUGCUGUAGAGGAUGCUGAACUUCUUUUAUUAGCGGGUCUUUCACUUCAAGACGUAGAUAGGCAGUGGUCAAAGAUAUUGACUCAACACGCAAUUCGUCUCAAUCCAGUGAAUCGAUCAGCCUGGCAGUUGUUACAAAAAGUAGCUUGAGUGUUAUAUAUUACAAUUUAUUUUAUUUUAUUUUUUCAUUUAUUUUUCAUCAAUU